GCAAAAAAGAAACUUAUGGAAGAAUGAAGGAGAUGGUGGGCGGCUGCUGCGUCUGUUCUGAUGAACGCGGCUGGGCUGAAAACCCCCUGGUCUACUGUGAUGGGCAUGGCUGUAACGUGGCGGUGCAUCAAGCAUGCUAUGGAAUUGUUCAAGUUCCCACUGGACCAUGGUUCUGUCGAAAAUGUGAAUCGCAAGAAAGAGCCGCCAGGGUGAGAUGUGAGCUAUGUCCUCAUAAAGAUGGAGCACUGAAGCGGACUGAUAGUGGAGGCUGGGCCCAUGUUGUCUGUGCUCUAUAUAUCCCUGAGGUGCAGUUUGCGAAUGUUCUCACUAUGGAGCCUAUUGUCCUCCAGUAUGUGCCCCAUGACCGCUUCAACAAGACUUGUUACAUCUGUGAAGAACAGGGAAGGGAGAGCAAAGCAGCUUCUGGAGCCUGCAUGACUUGCAAUCGUCAUGGUUGUCGGCAAGCCUUCCAUGUUACCUGUGCUCAAAUGGCUGGACUUUUGUGUGAAGAAGAAGUCUUGGAAGUUGAUAAUGUGAAAUACUGUGGCUAUUGCAAGUACCAUUUCAAUAAAAUGAAGACAUCACGCCAUUUUGGAGGUGGUUCUUUUAUUGGAGGAAGGAGGAGUCGGUCAGCAUCCCCUACACAAGAGAAGCAUGUGUCUCAUCAUGAGAAACCAAAGAAGAGUCGAAAAGACAAAGAAAGGCCUAAACAGAAGCACAAGAAGCAUUCAGAAAUUGAAGCCACAGAUCUCACACUGUCUUCCACACCCAUAGUUACUGAGAAGCAGAGCUCCACCAACCACCACGAGAGCAGUAAAGAAGCCUCAGAGAUCAUCAGGUCGGAGGUGAAAGGCAAAAGAUCUUCAAGCCAUGGCACAAGCCACAAAACCAAGAAGUCUGGAAGUGGGAAAAGCUCUAUAGGUUUUGGCUCAUCUUCAUCCAGUGUAACAUUUCCACCAGCAGGUACCUCAUGCAGCUCCUUGCCCUUCUCCCAGGACUUUGUAACCUUUCCAAAGCUUGAGCAGCAGCCACCUGAGGAAGAAAAAUACCACAAACCUAUCUCUUCAUCCUCGUCUUCCGCCCACUGCUCUCCAUUGUCUGAAGGGCAGAAAAGUGAUGUCUUUGAGCAGAAGGUGAUCUUUUCAGGUUUUGGCUCCAUCAUGCGUUUCUCCACCUCAGCCGUGAGUCAGCAGAGGGGACGGGAUGCUUCCCCUAUGGACUACAAGACCUCCAACUCUACUGGUGGCACCCCAAGUGCGAGUGGUGGAGUCAGCAGUGGCAGCAGCCACAAGCGCAUGCCGUCUCUUAGUGGGGAAGACGUAGAGGUCGUGAAAGAAAAAAAGCACAAGACCAAUAAGAAAAGCAAGCAUGGACCAGGAAGGCCCAAGGGUAGCAAGAAUAAAGAAGUGCCAGGUACCCAACUGGUUGGCCCUCCAGCUGCCUCUUCUUUGCCUUUCUCUGGGAGUUCCCUGGUCAGCUCCAGCAUCAGUGGGUCUUCACGUUCAUUCAGCCAUGGAUCCACCCUUCCAAGCCUCAGCCUAGAAUCACCACUUAUGGGAUCAGAUCUGCAAACUGUUGUGGGUAGUCUAUACCCUCAUGGGUGAAAAUUCUCGUUUUAUCCUGACUCCUGGGCACAAGACAGC
Messenger RNA from Thamnophis sirtalis, 1643 nucleotides. The record is from RefSeq and is a predicted model, not a curated record. Lineage: Eukaryota; Metazoa; Chordata; Lepidosauria; Squamata; Natricidae.